GUAUCAGAUUAAUUUCCCCAACCAAAUCAAAUCACACAUGAGCCAAGACGAGGAGGCAGCCGACGAACUGAAGCACUAUUCUCGCUUUGUGCUGCCGACGCGUGAAGUGUUUGCCCUGCACGACCGAGUCUACAUUAAGCCACCAAGCGCAGGUGGACACGAGGGCCCGUUCAUUGCACAGAUUGUUGACAUUUUCAGUGCCUCAGAGCCAGGCAGCGAGAUCUGGAUCCGCGUCAAGUGGUACUACCAGGCAGCAGAUACAAAGGCACGCGACUUGCCCUGGAUUGGCGAGAGCGAGCUGUUUGUAACAGACCAUUUUGACGUUUGCCCCGCAUAUCGUGUCAUCGGCCAAGUGAUUGUGAUUGAUGGCGUCGAUCAGUUCCAAAACUACCAAGUCAACUGUGUGCGUCACCGUCUGCGAAAGAGCUUGCCAGAGGAAGAACUUUUCGCGCCAGUCGACAUUUCCAACGUCUACUAUUGCCGCACCACGUACGACCAUCGCAAGGGCACAGUUGAUACAUCUGCUCUGAGCUUGCUCUGUUGCGACGAGCCCCAUAAUCCCGACUUGCUAUAUAUUGAAUGCGACGAGUGCAGGUUUUGGUAUCACGCCAAGUGCGUUGGAAUAGAUUCGAAUGAGCCGCUCCCUGACUCUUAUACCUGCCCCAACUGCUCAAGCAAGAGCAGUACGAUAAUGAUACAAUGAUGUGUUGAAACAUGGCCUAUUCCAUAUUUCAAACAAAAAUAAAUACGACUACUUUUGAC
Molecule: messenger RNA, 762 nt
Organism: Capsaspora owczarzaki ATCC 30864
Lineage: Eukaryota; Filasterea; Ministeriida; Capsasporidae
Exons: 5
Coding region: 38-703 (221 amino acids)
Molecular function (GO): chromatin binding
Source: RefSeq, a predicted model, not a curated record